UAAAAGCAGCAACCCGCGGCAAACGCUCUUCACAACCAGCCCGAUACUCUGGGACACAUUUCUGGCUGGUGUUCCGAGUGAUUGUGACGGCGCCUGGCACCUUGGGCCACCUCAAAGGCGGUUCGCGAUCGCUCCUGUUCCCCUCUCCUGAGGACUGGCUCUGUCCGUGACGUAGCCCAAUUCACAAAGCCAAGCCGUAAGAGUAUAAAAGGCGAAGGUACCGCACUUCACUCCAACAGCAGAGCUAACCGAGCGACGGAGGCCGGCAAAGCAAGCGACGUGGCUGGGGCAGUUGAGUAACUCGUUCGCCUAGCCAAAGAUCUGCUCGGCUCCUCCGAUCAGAAUCUGGGAUAGAUACACCGCCACUCCGACGAGUUUGUACCACCCCGGGCUAUCCGACAUGAUGUAUCAUCAGGGCUUCACCGCUGACUACGACGCGUCUUCCUCUCGCUGCAGUAGCGCUUCUCCGGCUGGGGACAGCCUCACUUACUACCCAUCUCCCGCGGACUCUUUCUCCAGCAUGGGCUCGCCUGUCAAUGCACAGGACUUCUGCACGGACCUAGCUGCCUCCAGUGCCAACUUCGUCCCUACAGUGACUGCUAUCUCCACAAGCCCAGACUUGCAAUGGAUGGUCCAACCCACCCUGAUCUCUUCAGUGGCUCCUUCCCAGAACCGAACCCAUCCCUACGGGCUCCCUGUUCCUCUGACCAGUGCCUACUCCGGGGCUGGGAUAGUCAAGACUCCGGGUGGCAGAGGACAAAGCAUCGGCAGGAGGGGCAAAGCUGAGCAGCUGACGCCCGAAGAGGAGGAAAAAAGGAGGAUCCGGAGGGAGAGGAACAAGAUGGCAGCCGCUAAAUGCCGCAACCGGAGGAGGGAACUGACUGACACCCUGCAAUCGGAGACGGACCAGCUGGAGGAGGAAAAGUCCGCUCUGCAGACCGAGAUCGCCAACCUGCUCAAAGAAAAGGAGAAGCUGGAGUUCAUCCUGGCCGCCCAUCGGCCCGCCUGCAAGAUCCCGGAGGAGCUGCAGUUCUCCGAGGAGCUCGCCGUCUCCUCCCUGGAUCUGCUAGCUGAGGCCCCCGUAGAGCGCUCCCCCGAGUCCGAGGAGGCGGCCUUCGCCCUCCCGAUGCUGCCAGAGCCGAUCCAGGCCGAGCCUGCCAAGGAGAGCAGCGGCCUGGAGCUGAAGGCCGAGCCCUUCGACGACUUCCCUUUCUCGCGCGCCAUCCGCGAGACGCCCCGCUCGGUGCCUGACAUGGACCUGUCCGGCUCCUCGUCUUUCUACGCGGCGGACUGGGAGCCCCUGGGGCCCGUGGGCAACGCGGAUCUGGAGCCCCUUUGCACUCCGGUGGUGACCUGCACGCCCUGCCCCAGCACCUACACCUCCUCCUUUGUCUUCACUUACCCGGAGACCGAUUCCUUCCCUAGCUGUGCAGCCGCGCACAGGAAGGGCAGUAGCAGCGAGCCUUCCUCCGACUCGCUCAGCUCGCCUACUCUGCUGGCCUUGUGAAGGGACUGCAUCCCCGAGCAAUAACUGCGGGGCUAGGGGGCAUCCUCACGGUAGAGACCGAGCCCCCGUCCCCCUUGCUGCUGCCGCCGCCGCCGCUGCUGCAUGGGGCCUUAGGCCGCAAAGGAGCUACUUUCUCCUUCCCUCGGAGCUCCAAGAUGCAACCCAAGGCUUGGGGAAGACAAAGCGCCUCCAUUCUGGCGUUUGGUAUGGAGUGUAAUUACUUUGCUGAAGGACUGCUCCGCAGCCUGCCAUAAGGCCUGGUACCUCUUCCAGAGAUGUAGCAAAUAGCAUGGAAUAUGUCUUGUUCCCCAUCCAUGAGAACUGGUAGUUUUGUAGCAUGUUCAACAUGACUGGGUUGUUGACUCCCUUCCCUCCUUAAUAUUCACUAGCAUUAACUAAUUAAUCUCUUGGUUUAAUGAUUGGAAUUUUACUAUGGUGCUGGGUAUCUUCGACUCGUAUCUAGUGCAGCUGAUUAACAAUAACUACUGUGUUCCUGGCAAUAUCGUGUUUUGAUGACUUAGCAAUGACCCAACUUAAACUGCGGAAAAAAGACCUUUAUUUUCUAGUAGAUUAAUAAAUAGCUAUGUUGUCAAUGUACUAUAAUUCUUGUACAUCAAUGUUCAUUGUAACUUAACUGAUCAUACAUUGUUGAAGUGGUCUGAAUGGUUUGACAUAAGUUUUCCAUGAAAACGUUUUAUUGUGUGUUUAAUUUAUUUAUGAAGAUAUUUAUAUUUUUAUUUUUUUCUACCUUGAGGUACGGACAUGUGGAAAGUGAAUAUGAAUGAAAUUUUAAGCAUUGUUUGCUUAUUGUUCAAGACACUGUCAAUAAAAGCAUUUAAGUUGAAUGCUAAAAA
This is a messenger RNA of Hemicordylus capensis (graceful crag lizard), 2361 nucleotides long. RefSeq names its product Fos proto-oncogene, AP-1 transcription factor subunit (gene FOS). NCBI's taxonomy places the organism in Eukaryota, Metazoa, Chordata, Lepidosauria, Squamata, Cordylidae. Gene Ontology annotation, biological process: regulation of transcription by RNA polymerase II. Bases 401 to 1507 code for a protein of 368 amino acids. The record is from RefSeq and is a predicted model, not a curated record. Gene Ontology annotation, molecular function: DNA-binding transcription factor activity, RNA polymerase II-specific; RNA polymerase II cis-regulatory region sequence-specific DNA binding. The transcript is spliced from 4 exons. Gene Ontology annotation, cellular component: nucleus.